AUGGCCGAAGGGGAGAUCACAACCUUCACAGCCCUGACGGAAAGAUUUAACCUGCCACUGGGGAAUUACAAGAAGCCCAAGCUUCUCUACUGUAGCAAUGGGGGCCAUUUCUUGAGGAUCCUUCCUGAUGGCAAAGUGGAUGGGACACGGGACAGAAAUGAUCAACACAUUCAACUGCAGCUGAGCACGGAAAGUGUGGGUGAGGUGUAUAUAAAGAGCACUGAGUCUGGCCAGUAUUUGGCUAUGGACACCGAUGGACUUUUAUAUGGCUCACAGACACCCAGUGAAGAAUGCUUGUUUCUGGAGAGGUUGGAGGAGAAUCAUUACAACACCUACACAUCGAAGAAGCAUGCAGAGAAAAAUUGGUUUGUUGGUCUCAAGAAGAAUGGAAGCUGCAAAAAGGGUCCCAGGACUCACUAUGGCCAGAAAGCCAUCCUGUUCCUUCCCCUCCCUGUGUCCUCUGAGUAAGGAAAUCUAAGUCAGGUGUUGGCCACUCCAGAACUAUCCCAGGAAUCUCAAACACCUCUUUCCCUCACUUCUGGAGCCCUGAAUGUCCCUUUGCCUAUUGGGUAGCCUGACCCUAAGAUUAACAGCCACCUCUAUUUGCAAGUUAUGUGCUUUUAAAUUCCUAGUCCCUCUUAUGCAAAGCUGUUUGCACUAGUAAAA
Molecule: messenger RNA, 666 nt
Organism: Gracilinanus agilis (Agile Gracile Mouse Opossum)
Lineage: Eukaryota; Metazoa; Chordata; Mammalia; Didelphimorphia; Didelphidae
Gene: FGF1
Product: fibroblast growth factor 1
Exons: 3
Coding region: 1-468 (155 amino acids)
Biological process (GO): positive regulation of cell population proliferation; positive regulation of gene expression; regulation of cell migration
Cellular component (GO): cytoplasm
Molecular function (GO): fibroblast growth factor receptor binding; growth factor activity
Source: RefSeq, a predicted model, not a curated record